AUGAACAGUCAGAAAAUUUAAAAUGAUGAAAGUCAUUAAGAAUAGGAAUAGGAUCCUAAUAAGAAAUUUAUUUAAAUUGAUGAACAAGAAAGUAUAAGCAAUUCAUAAACUGAAAAGAAUGAGAGGGAAGUGUAAAAGGAGAUAGGCCGAGAAGAUGAGAAAAAUAUAUAAAUUAAUUAAAUUGAUUCAAACUAUGAUACUAAAAAUGAAUCUUAAGCUACUUCAAUAAUACCUUAAAAAGCUUAUGAAAAAUCUUUUGAUGAUAAUAAAUAGUAAACAGGAUAAGAAUAAACUUAAGAUCUUAAUGAAGAAACAAAUUAGAAUAUACAAAAAUAUGAAAAUAAAGAAUACGAUAAUAAAAUUUAAGAAAAUAAAUAAUAAUUGUAAGAUAAUUAAAUUUUUCUAAAAAAUGAGGCUAUUAUUGAAUAAGUUGAUAAUUAAAGUGAAGAAUCAGAGAAUUUAGAAUCAAUAUAAAAUCAAAAUUAGAGAAAUAAAAAUUAAAAUUAAUAACAUUUAUAAUAUGAUAUAAUUACGAAUGGAUUAAAAGAAGGAGAUAUUUAAAAUUUAAAUAAAAAUAUAAAUGAAAAUUAAUAUUAAUAAAAUAAAAAUCAACAAAUUAAUGAAUAAGAUAAAGAAUUGAAUUUAAAUGUGAUUUAACAGAAAGAUAAAUAAAUAGAAUAAAAUGGUGAAGAGUAACAAAAGUUAGAUUAACAAAUAGAUGAAUAAAAUAUAUAAGAAUAAUAAUCAAAUUAAACAUUAAAUAGUUAGGGUUAAAAAAAAAAUCAAUAAGAUUAAGAAUUACCAUUUAAUUAAGAAUAAUCAAAUUAGAAAAAAGAAAAAUAAGAUGAAAAAUAUAAUUAUAAUAAAGAUUUAUAAAAAUAAAAUGAAGAAAAAUAAUAUUAAAAAUAAGGUUAGGAUAAAAAAUGUGAAAAAGAGGAUAAAUAAACAUAAGAUUAAUCAUAAAACUUAAAUUAAGAAAAAUUUUAGAAUGAUUAAUAAAAAUAAGAUUAAGAAUAAAGUUCAAAUCAAAAUUAAUUGAAUAUUGAUUAAUAUAAUUAAGAUAAAUAAUAAAAUUAAAAUGAAAAAUAUGAAUAACAUGAUUAAGAAAGAUAAGAUUAAAUACAAAAUUAGAAUGAAGAAUAAUUAAAUAAUGAUCAAUUAAGAUAAGAUUAAGAAAUAAGUUCAAAUCAAGAAUAAUUGAAUAAUCAUUAAGAAACAUAAGAAUAAUAAUAAAAUUAAAAUGAAGAAUAAGAAUAACAUGAUUAAGAAAGAUAAGAUUAAAAAUAAAAUUAAAAUGAAGAAUAAUUGAAUAAUGAUAAAUUAAGAUAGGAUUAAGAAUAAAGUUCAAAUUAAGAAUAAUUGAAGAAUGAUUAAUAUAAUUAAGAAUAAUAAUAUAAUUAAAAUGAAGAAUAAGAAUAACAUGAUUAAAAAAGAUAAGAUUAAAUAUAAAAUUAGAAUGAAGGAUUAUCAUAUAAUGAUCAAUUAAGAUAAGAUUAAGAAUAAAGUUCAAAUUAAGAAUAAAUGAAUAAUGAUUAAUAAAAUAAAGAUUAAUAAUAAAAUUAAAAUGAAGAAUAAGAAUAAAAUGAUUAAGAAAGAUAAGAUUAAAUAUAAAAUUAAAAUGAAGAAUAAUUAAAUAAUGAUCAAUUAAGAUAAGAUUAAGAAAUAAGUUCAAAUCAAGAAUAAUUGAAUAAUCAUUAAGAAACAUAAGAAUAAUAAUAAAAUUAAAAUGAAGAAUAAGAAUAACAUGAUUAAGAAAGAUAAGAUUAAUAAUAAAAUUAAAAUUAAGAAUAAUUGAAUAAUGAUAAAUAUUAUUUAGAUUAAAAUUAAAGUUCAAAUAAAGAAUAGUUGAAUAAUGAUUAAUAAAAAUAAGAUUAAGAGUAAAGUUCAAAUCAAGAAUAAUUGAAUAAUCAUUAAUAAAAUUUAGAUUAAGAAUAAAGUUCAAAUCAAGAAUAAUUGAAUAAUGAUUAAUAUAAUUAAGAUUAAUAAUAAAAUUAAAAUGAAUAAUAAGAAUAACAUGAUUAAGUAAGAUAAGAUUAAAUAUAAGUUUCAAAAGAAGAAUAAUUGAAUAAUGAUCAAUUAAGAUAAGAUUAAUAUUAAAGUUCAAAUAAAGAAUUGUUGAAUAAUGAUGAAUAUAGAUAAGAUUAUGAAUAAAAUUCAAAUCAAGAAUAAUUGAAUAAUGAUUAAGAUCAUUAAGAUUAAUAAUAAAAUUAAAAUGAAGAAUAAGAAUAACAUGAUUAAGAAAGAUAAGAUUAAUAAUAAAAUUAAAAUUAAGAAUAAUUGAAUAAUGAUAAAUAUUAUUUAGAUUAAAAUUAAAGUUCAAAUAAAGAAUAGUUGAAUAAUGAUUAAUAAAAAUAAGAUUAAGAGUAAAGUUCAAAUCAAGAAUAAUUGAAUAAUCAUUAAUAAAAUUUAGAUUAAGAAUAAAGUUCAAAUCAAGAAUAAUUGAAUAAUGAUUAAUAUAAUUAAGAUUAAUAAUAAAAUUAAAAUGAAUAAUAAGAAUAACAUGAUUAAGUAAGAUAAGAUUAAAUAUAAGUUUCAAAAGAAGAAUAAUUGAAUAAUGAUCAAUUAAGAUAAGAUUAAUAUUAAAGUUCAAAUAAAGAAUUGUUGAAUAAUGAUGAAUAUAGAUAAGAUUAUGAAUAAAAUUCAAAUCAAGAAUAAUUGAAUAAUGAUUAAGAUCAUUAAGAUUAAUAAUAAAAUUAAAAUGAAGAAUAAGAAUAACAUGAUUAAGAAAGAUAAGAUUAAUAAUAAAAUUAAAAUUAAGAAUAAUUGAAUAAUGAUAAAUAUUAUUUAGAUUAAAAUUAAAGUUCAAAUAAAGAAUAGUUGAAUAAUGAUUAAUAAAAAUAAGAUUAAGAGUAAAGUUCAAAUCAAGAAUAAUUGAAUAAUCAUUAAGAAACAUAAGAUUAAUAAUAAAAUUAAAAUGAAGAAUAAGAAUAACAUGAUUAAGAAAGAUAAGAUUAAUAAUAAAAUUAAAAUGAAGAAUAAUUGAAUAAUGAUUAAUUAAGAUAAGAUUAAUAAUAAAGUUCAAAUUAAGAAUAGUGGAAUAAUGAUCAAUUAAGAUAAAAUUAAGAAAUAAGUUCAAAUCAAGAAUAAUUGAAUAAUCAUUAAGAAACAUAAGAUUAAUAAUAAAAUUAAAAUGAAGAAUAAGAAUAACAUGAUUAAGAAAGAUAAGAUUAAUAAUAAAAUUAAAAUGAAGAAUAAUUGAAUAAUGAUUAAUUAAGAUAAGAUUAAUAAUAAAGUUCAAAUUAAGAAUAGUGGAAUAAUGAUCAAUUAAGAUAAAAUUAAGAAAUAAGUUCAAAUCAAGAAUAAUUGAAUAAUCAUUAAGAAACAUUAGAUUAAUAAUAAAAUUAAAAUGAAGAAUAAGAAUAACAUGAUUAAGAAAGAUAAGAUUAAUAAUAAAAUUAAAAUGAAGAAUAAUUGAAUAAUCAUUAAUUAAGAUAAGAUUAAUAAUAAAGUUCAAAUUAAGAAUAGUUGAAUAAUGAUCAAUUAAGAUAAGAUUAAUAAUAAAGUUCAAAUUAAAAAUAGUUGAAUAAUGAUUAAUAUGAUUAAGAUAAAUAAUAAAAUUAAAAUGAAGAAUAAGAAUAACAUGAUUAUAAAAGAUAAGAUUAAAUAUAAAAUUAAAAUGAAGAAUAAUUAAAUAAUGAUCAAUUAAGAUAAGAUUAAGAAAUAAGUUCGAAUCAAGAAUAAUUGAAUAAUCAUUAAGAAACAUAAGAUUAAUAAUAAAAUUAAAAUGAAGAAUAAGAAUAACAUGAUUAAGAAAGAUAAGAUUAAUAAUAAAAUUAAAAUGAAGAAUAAUGGAAUAAUGAUGAAUUAAGAUAAGAUUAAUAAUAAAGUUCAAAUUAAGAAUAGUUGAAUAAUGAUUAAUAUGAUUAAGAUAAAUAAUAAAAUUAAAAUGAAGAAUAAUAAUAACAUGAUUAAGAAAGAUAAAAUUAUAUAUAAAAUCAAAACGAAGAAUAAUUGAAUAAUGAUCAAUUAAGAUAAGAUUAAUAAUAAAGUUCAAAUUAAGAAUAGUUGAAUAAUGAUUAAUAUGAUUAAGAUAAAUAAUCAAAUUAAAAUGAAGAAUAAGAAUAACAUGAUUAAGAAAGAUAAAAUUAAAUAUAAAAUCAAAACGAAGAAUAAUGGAAUAAUGAUCAAUUAAGAUAAGAUUAAUAAUAAAGUUCUAAUUAAGAAUAGUUGAAUAAUGAUUAAUAUGAUUAAGAUAAAUAAUAAAAUUAAAAUGAAGAAUAAGAAUAACAUGAUUAAGAAACAUAAGAUUAAUAGUAAAUUUUAAAUGAAGAAUUACAAUAACAUGAUUAAGAAAGAUAAGAUUAAAUAUAAAAUUCAAAAGAAGAAUAAUUGAAUAAUGAUCAAUUAAGAUAAGAUUAAUAAAGUUCAAAUUAAGAAUAGUUGAAUAAUGAUUAAUAUGAUUAAGAUAAAUAAUAAAAUUAAAAUGAAGAAUAAGAAUAACAUGAUUAAGAAAGAUAAGAUUAAAUAUAAAAUUAAAAUGAAGAAAAAUUAAAUAAUGAUCAAUUAAGAUAAGAUUAAGAAAUAAGUUCAAAUCAAGAAUAAUUGAAUAAUCAUUAAGAAACAUAAGAUUAAUAAUAAAAUUAAAAUGAAGAAUAAGAAUAACAUGGUUAAGAAAGAUAAGAUUAAUAAUAAAAUUAAAAUGAAGAAUAAUGGAAUAAUGAUGUAUUAAGAUAAGAUUAAUAAUAAAGUUCAAAUUAAGAAUAGUUGAAUAAUGAUUAAUAUGAUUAAGAUAAAUAAUAAAAUUUAAAUGAUGAAUAAGAAUAACAUGAUUAAGAAACAUAAGAUUAAUAGUAAAUUUUAAAUGAAGAACUAGAAUAACAUGAUUAAGAAAGAUAAGAUUAAAUAUAAAAUUCAAAAGAAGAAUAAUUGAAUAAUGAUCAAUUAAUAUAAGAUUAAUAAUAAAAUUAAAAUGAAGAGUAAUGGAAUAAUGAUCAAUUAAGAUAAGAUUAAUAAUAAAGUUCAAAUUAAGAAUAGUUGAAUAAUGAAUAAUAUGAUUAAGAUAAAUAAUAAAAUUAAAAUGAAGAAUAAGAAUAACAUGAUUAAGAAAGAUAAGAUUAAAUAUAAAAUUAAAAUGAAGAAUAAUUAAAUAAUGAUCAAUUAAGAUAAGAUUAAGAAAUAAGUUCAAAUCAAGAAUAAUUGAAUAAUCAUUAAGAAACAUAAGAUUAAUAAUAAAAUUAAAAUGAAGAAUAAGAAUAACAUGAUUAAGAAACAUAAGAUUAAUAAUAAAUUUUAAAUGAAGAACUAGAAUAACAUGAUUAAGAAAGAUAAGAUUAAAUAUUAAAUUCAAAAGAAGAAUAAUUGAAUAAUGAUCAAUUAAUAUAAGAUUAAUAAUAAAAUUAAAAUGAAGAAUAAUGGAAUAAUGAUCAAUUAAGAUAAGAUUAAUAAUAAAGUUCAAAUUAAGAAUAGUUGAAUAAUGAUUAAUAUGAUUAAGAUAAAUAAUAAAAUUAAAAUGAAGAAUAAGAAUAACAUGAUUAAGAAAGAUAAAAUUAAAUAUAAAAUCAAAAUGAAGAAUAAUUAAAUAAUGAUCAAUUAAGAUAAGAUUAAGAAAUAAGUUCAAAUCAAGAAUAAUUGAAUAAUCAUUAAGAAACAUAAGAUAAAUAAUAAAAUUUAAAUGAAGAAUAAGAAUAACAUGAUUAAGAAACAUAAAAUUAAUAGUAAAUUUUAAAUGAAGAACUAGAAUAACAUGAUUAAGAAAGAUAUGAUUAAAUAUAAAAUUCAAAAGAAGAAUAAUUGAAUAAUGAUCAAUUAAUAUAAGAUUAAUAAUAAAAUUAAAAUGAAGAAUAAUGGAAUAAUGAUUAAUUAAGAUAAGAUUAAUAAUAAAGUUCAAAUUAAGAAUAGUUGAAUAAUGAUUAAUAUGAUUAAGAUAAAUAAUAAAAUUUAAAUGAAGAAUAAGAAUAACAUGAUUAAGAAACAUAAGAUUAAUAGUAAAUUUUAAAUGAAGAAUAAGAAUAACAUGAUUAAGAAAGAUAAGAUUAAAUAUAAAAUUCAAAAGAAGAAUAAUUGAAUAAUGAUCAAUUAAGAUAAGAUUAAUAAUAAAAUUAAAAUGAAGAAUAAUUGAAUAAUGAUCAAUUAAGAUAAGAUUAAUAAUAAAGUUCAAAUUAAGAAUAGUUGAAUAAUGAUUAAUAUGAUUAAGUUAAAUAAUAAAAUUAAAAUGAAGAAUAAGAAUAACAUGAUUAAGAAACAUAAGAUUAAUAGUAAAUUUUAAAUGAAGAACUAGAAUAACAUGAUUAAGAAAGAUAAGAUUAAAUAUUAAAUUCAAAAGAAGAAUAAUUGAAUAAUGAUCAAUUAAGAUAAGAUUAAUAAUAAAAUUAAAAUGAAGAAUAAUUGAAUAAUGAUCAAUUAAGAUAAGAUUAAUAAUAAAGUUCAAAUUAAGAAUAGUUGAAUAAUGAUUAAUAUGAUUAAGAUAAAUAAUAAAAUUAAAAUGAAGAAUAAGAAUAACAUGAUUAAGAAAGAUAAAAUUAAAUAUAAAAUCAGAAUGAAGAAUAAUUGAAUAAUGAUUUAAAUAUAUAAGAUUAAAAAUAAAAUUCAAAUCAAGAAUAAUUCAAUAAUGAUUAAUAUAAUUAAGAUUAAUAAUAACUUUCAAAUCUAGAAUAAUUGAAUAAUGAUUAAUUAAAUUAACGUUAUGAAUAAAAUUAAAAUCAAGAAUAAUUGAAUAACGAUUAACAAACAUAAGACUAAUAUUAAAUAUAAUAUGAAGAAUAAUAAUUAAAUCAUUAUGAAAGAUAGGAUUAAAUCUAAAAUUAAAAUUAAGAAUAAUUAUAGAAUGAUUAACAAGAGUAGGAUUAAAUUAACAAUUAAAAUUAAGAAUAAUUAUAGCAUGAUUAACAAAUGUAAGAUUAAAUAUUAAAUUAAAAUUAAAAAUAAUUAUACCAUGAUUAAGAAAAAUAGGAAUAAACAUAAAUUUCAAAUGAAGAAAUAAUUAAUAAUGAUAUAAAUACUGAAUAAGAAAAUAAAGAAAAACAAAAAAACUAAAAUCUGGAAUAUUUCAAUUAGGAUAAAUAAACAUAAGAUUAACACUCUAGUUAAAAUCAUAAAUAAAUUAAUACUCAUUAAGAAAGUUUAGAUAAAGAAUAGAUUUAAAAUCCUAUAUUAUCAAAUAAAGAUUAAGAAAAAUAAAUUUUAGAAUCAACUUAAAAUCAAGAAUCAUUUAAUAAGGAUUAGCAAAAAUAUGAUUAAGAAAAAAAUUCAUAGAUUGGUUACCAAAAUAAUGAACUAAAUUAAGAUUUUAUUUCUAAUUAAAUUCAAGAUUAAAUUAAUUUUGACUCUCAUAUAUAAGAUCUUUCAUUUAAAUAAAAUAAUGAACAAAAACACAAUGAUAUUUUAAAUUCUGAAUAAAUUAUAGAUUUUAACUAAAAAUCUAAUUUAUAAUAGGUUUAAUAUCUGAUAUAAGAUUAACAUUAAUAAUCAUAAAAAUAAUAAUAGGAAAACGUCGAUUAGGUUUCUUAAAAUAAAAAUACUAUUAAUUAAUAGAUAUCAGUUCAACAGCCAAAUAGUAUCUAAUUAGAAGAUUUUAAUAUCUAACAUAAAUAAUAUACCAAUUAAUACUAAGAAUAAAAUAUCUAUAAUUAGGAAAUUGAUGAUUAAGAACGACAGUAAAUUAUAGAGAUAUAAAUCAAUUCCUUAUAAGCUACUGAUACCCAAUAACUAAUUCCUAUAUUUAAAAAUGAAUCUAAUCUUCAAAUUGCUUAAAAAGAUAUCUAAAAUUAAUUUUUCUUAUUUUUAAAUUAAAAUGUUUAAGAUUAAACUUUGUUAUAAUCAAUUAAAUAAUAGUAUCAAAUUCUUCAUUAGGAGGGUUUUUAAUAACGUUAAGAUUAUUAUUAAUAAAAUUCAUAGAUUGAUAAAACAUAACCUUAUCGAUUUGAUAUUUAAAAUAGUUCAUUAUUAGAUCCAAGUAAUUCUAAUGUAUUUUAAGAAGAUUUUGUAAAUAACCUUGAGGAAAUUAAAACUUAAAACUAAGAAUAACUAUAAUAAAAAGAUGCAAUAAUUUCUUAAUUACAAUAAGAUUUAGAGGACUUGUAAUAUUAGCAAAACUUGGAGAAUAACAAAAUAAAUUAAUUGGAAUAAUUUUUAACAGAAAUUUCUUUCAAUGAUCUAAAGGAAAAAUAUUCAGAGAAUGAAGAAAUUGAUGCUCCAAAUGACUUGAUAAGAAAGGUUGUUAGAAAAUUAAAGAAAAUUCUAAAUGAUUGUUAAACAUCAUUUUAAGAUUAAAUAUAAAAUUUUAAUUUUGAACAGUAUGAAAAUUCUGAAAAAAAUAAAAUGGGUGAUAUUUUAUUUCAAAAAAUAGUCGACUACUCUUAAAAAUAAGCCUAUAAUGAAAAUGUGAAUUAAAUAAUUGCAGAACUAGUUGAAUAAAUAAAAAUUCUUAAAGAAAAAUAAAAUAAAAAUCACCAGUUAUUAAUUAAAAUUGGUUGUGAAAUAUUUAAUGGCUUAUAAUCCUUAAGCAAAUUUUAGUAAUAAAUAGAAAAAAUAAAAACACUUACUGAGUAAGUAAAAUAGGAAACAUAAUUAUUUUAAAGUAUUAUAAAUUAAUAAUGUGAUUUGGAAGCAUCUGAUCUAGAUGAUAAAAAUAAGAAUUUACUUUUAGAAUUUUUGAAGGAAUUAAAUCAAAAAUAAGAUCAUUUUGAGAAAUAUUUGAAUUUUUUAAAAAAAUCUAUGGCAUUAAGAAUUGGAUAAAUUAAAGAAAGUGAAUCAAAGAUUUUAAAUAAAAUUGCUGAAUUAUAAUAAGGUUAAAAAUUUUGA
This is a messenger RNA of Paramecium sonneborni, 8739 nucleotides long. The record is from the annotation of a GenBank genome assembly. Lineage: Eukaryota; Ciliophora; Oligohymenophorea; Peniculida; Parameciidae.